Molecule: messenger RNA, 3231 nt
Organism: Chaetomium globosum CBS 148.51
Lineage: Eukaryota; Fungi; Ascomycota; Sordariomycetes; Sordariales; Chaetomiaceae
Exons: 2
Coding region: 1-3231 (1076 amino acids)
Cellular component (GO): Set1C/COMPASS complex
Molecular function (GO): protein binding; histone H3K4 methyltransferase activity; nucleic acid binding
Source: RefSeq, a predicted model, not a curated record
AUGGGAACAAUAUGGCUAAUAUCCGCGGCAUCGGACGACCAAGAUGACGCUCCCCCUUCGGACCCCCGCCUGGCAAAGGGCGGGAGGUUGAAUUACAUCAAUGUCGACUUCCACCUCCCGAAAGCUCGGUUACGACAUGCGCCCUACAACUUGAAGCCGUACAAGUAUGAUCCCAAGACGUCGUGUGGCCCCGGCCCGCCUACUCAGGUUGUCGUUACGGGGUUCAACCCGUUGAUUGCUUUUUCAAAAGUCACGGCUGUCUUUGCUUCCUUUGGUGACAUCGCCGAAAGCAGCAAUAAGAUGCACCCCGACACCGGCAGCUACCUGGGGUUUGCUACCUUUCGCUACCGGGAUUCGAAGCCGAGCCGCUCGCGCCCCAUCUCGAUCACCGGCGCCGACGCCGCAAAACGCGCCAUUCGAGCAAUGCACGGAAAGAGAAUCGAGGCGAAUAUGGUCCGUGUCGAGUAUGAUGCUGAGGGCAAGAAAAGCUCCCGCAUGUUGGUGGAGGUGCUACAAAAAGGGAAUGAAACGACACCAGCUUUGGGCGAGCCUAGGAUUCCGACGGGCCCGAAACCCAAAGAAGUCGCUCCUGGGCCCCCUCCGACCGCACCGAAGGGUCCCGCGGCGCACCGAGGCGGGUUGAUGAACGUCCAGGGUGUGUGGGUGCCAAAGCCCAGGCCAGAUUCGAUAAUAGAGGUCGAACCCGUCAUAGGCCACCUCAAACACGACCCCUACAUUUUCGUAGGCCACGAACAUGUCCCCGUCAUGCCUACCACGGUGGCCCACAUGAAGAGGCGCUUAAAGACCUACAUGUUUGAGGACAUACGGGCAGACAGGACCGGAUACUACAUCGUCUUCCAGGAUUCGGGAUAUGGCCGGGCGGAAGCCGAACGUUGUUUUCGGUCUGCUGACCGCACCGCUUUCUUCACUUACACAAUGGUGAUGGUCCUCCACCUUUAUGGGACCGACGGCAAGGCCUCGCAUGCGCAUGCCUCGGACACUCGGCGGCGCACUCGCACGCCAGAACGGAAGCACGUCGAUGAAGCUCGGCCCCACCGUGAACAUGACCGCAGUAGGCGUGACGAAGAGCGAGCACGGCGCGACGAACAAGACCGGCGGCGGCGGGAAGACGAGGCCGAUCUGGAGGAAGAAAAACGGCAGAGAGCGAAGAACUACGACCCGGUGCUGGAGGCUACGGAUGUGGUUCUCCGGGGGAUGAAGGAACAACUCAUCAAGAUCAUUCGUACCAAGAUUGCGGCACCCGCUCUAUUCAACUUCCUGGACCCUGUCAACCAUCUAGCCAAGCGACGCAGGCUCAAUCUUGAGGAUCCCCAUAGUGCCCGGCUUCCUCCGAUCGUGCUCGACGAAUUCGAAGACAGAUCUCCCGUCAGCACGCCGAAUUCAAGGGCGGAUCCCAUAGAACGGCGAACCGCUCGCCUCGACGUAUCUGCGCUGCCUCGUAUUCGCAAGGUCAAGAAUGCCGGGUUGAAUACCCGUAAGCAUGGGUUCAAUGACCCAUUUGCGCGAAAUCGACCAACGGCCCGGCGCACCGCGUUUCGAUCUCUUCAUUAUCGUCUGAGAAGCGACAGCGAGGGCGAAUCCGAGGACGAAGCCGAGAAUAGGACGUCGCUCGGCAGAGACACGGAAGAGCCUGAGUCCCGGCCUCGGAGCCGGAUGAGCUCGGACGACGAGGGUGAUAAGGAUGAUUACGCGUCCUGGGGCCCCGGAGAUGAUGACUCUAUGACAGAGGCCAGCUUUGCGCUUGGCGAUGGGCCGGGCCUGGCCAAGAAGAGGAAGCUGGAUCUUCAAGUCGAAACGGCUAUCAAACGGCAGAAGAAAACGGACGAGGAGCUUUUCGGGGUGACUAUCGAUCGCAUCGGAACCGAAUUUCCGUCUAGGGAGGAUUCUCUGGAGGAUGUUCUGCCCCCCGGGCCUGGAGGUGGCGAAGAGAAAGACAUCGGCAGCUCCCGACUGCCGACUCCUCUGCUUCAAGAAGGAAAAGCCAAAAAGAAGGCUCCGGCCAAGACCAAGCGGAAAUCGAAAAAGCAGCUUUUCGAGGAACGGGAAGCCCUCAAACGGCAGCAACAAGAGAUAUUUGAGAGGGAGGCCCUGCAAUCGGAGGACGUGGACGAGGUCAUACCCACGCCGGAACCCGAGAGCGAGCCCAAAAAAUCCAAGGUUGAGAAGGAGAAGGAGAAGGAAGAGAAGGUGGAAAAGCCGGCUCUUGAUGAGAAUCUCUAUCCGUCUCAAAAAGUCUCCGUGCUGGAGCUCCCUCAUGAUUUCCGUCUCGACGUGGGUUCUUUGGAGGAGUUGGCUCUUGGGCCGAAUGACCAGCCAGAUCUUGACCGGCUUCGUAAAAGGUUUGGCCGCGGCAAAAUCGAUGAUCCCGAACUUUGGGUCUGGCGGCGGGAUCGCAUUCGUGAACUAAACUCGACUGACGGAUCGGCAAAAACGCCGGUUCGAAUCGAGGGGUACUAUGUACCAAAUCCUACCGGCUGCGCCAGGGCAGAGGGGGUCAAGAAGAUCCUCAACUCGGAGAAGUCCAAGUAUCUCCCUCAUCACAUCAAGGUCAAGAAGGCUAGGGAGGAGCGCCAGGCACAAAACGGCAAGAAUGCGAAGGACUCGGUUCUUGCUGCCGCAGAAGCCGCGAGGCUAGCUGCGGAGAGCCUGGUGGCUAAGGGUAACUCCCGUGCCAACCGUGCCAACAACCGCCGUUUCGUCGCCGAUCUCAACGAUCAGCGAAAGACGCUUGGCCAGGACUCUGAUGUCUUGCGAUUCAACCAGCUUAAAAAACGGAAGAAGCCUGUGAAGUUUGCGAGGUCGGCCAUCCACAACUGGGGGUUGUACGCGAUGGAGAACAUCCCUAAAGACGACAUGAUUAUUGAGUAUGUCGGCGAGGAAGUUCGCCAGCAGAUUGCCGAACUCCGCGAGAAUCGAUACCUCAAGAGCGGUAUCGGCAGCAGCUACCUCUUCCGGAUCGAUGAUAACACGGUCAUCGACGCCACCAAGAAGGGUGGCAUUGCAAGGUUCAUCAACCACAGCUGCAUGCCCAAUUGCACGGCCAAGAUUAUCAAGGUGGAAGGCAGCAAGCGGAUUGUGAUCUAUGCCCUCCGGGAUAUUGCGCAGAACGAAGAGUUGACAUACGACUACAAGUUUGAACGUGAGCUUGGCAGCACCGACCGCAUCCCCUGCCUAUGCGGGACGGCCGCGUGUAAGGGCUUCCUCAACUGA